Messenger RNA from Fomitiporia mediterranea MF3/22, 720 nucleotides. RefSeq lists its product as uncharacterized. Gene Ontology annotation, molecular function: acyltransferase activity, transferring groups other than amino-acyl groups. Lineage: Eukaryota; Fungi; Basidiomycota; Agaricomycetes; Hymenochaetales; Hymenochaetaceae. The record is from RefSeq and is a predicted model, not a curated record. Bases 1 to 720 code for a protein of 239 amino acids. The transcript is spliced from 5 exons.
AUGUCAGCCUAUGGAGUGAUUGUAAAGGAGCAUUGCGCUAUUCAACUGCACUCCACCGCUUGGAAAGUCAGGAGCAAGGAUGUUGACGCAGAGUCACGAGCCAUCGUUAUGUUCCACUUGACACUUUCCAACGCACCUUCCGAGCUAGUGGCAUACAUGCACGAGGAUUUUGCAGAUGAGCUCGAGCGUGGCGAUAAGUAUCCCCAGGAGCCAGAAACUGGAGCACGACUUGGCCGUGAAGCGUUUGAGGCGUACUUCUUUGCUGCGGACGUUCUAGUCGGCAUACACACAAAUAUUUUGAAAGAGGGAUAUGGUGUAGAGGUGCAGGAAGCUAUCACACCUGAAGUUCUGAAGGGAAGCAGGACAUGGAAGGACUGUGUUGCUGGAUUCUACUAUGUAAAACCAAACUAUCCUGGUCGAUCCUCACAUAUCUGUAAUGCGGGUUUCGUCGUUCCAUUCUCUUCUCGCGGGCAGGGAUUUGCGAGCGUUCUCGCUCGCUCGUACUUACACUACGCGCCGCGUCUCGGAUACCAAGCGAGCGUUUUCAAUCUCGUUUAUGUAAAUAACUCCGCAAACAUUCAUUUAAAGGAGAAUUUGGGAUUCGAGAAGGCUGGCCGUAUCCCUCAUGCAGGAAGGUUGAAACGCAAAGAUGAACAAGGCGAAGAAUAUGUGGAUGCUUGGGUGUUCUACAAGAGCUUCGAUACCGACGUUAGAAACUAG